Molecule: messenger RNA, 2611 nt
Organism: Hemicordylus capensis (graceful crag lizard)
Lineage: Eukaryota; Metazoa; Chordata; Lepidosauria; Squamata; Cordylidae
Gene: RLIG1
Product: chromosome 5 C12orf29 homolog
Exons: 7
Coding region: 137-1114 (325 amino acids)
Biological process (GO): response to reactive oxygen species
Molecular function (GO): RNA ligase (ATP) activity
Source: RefSeq, a predicted model, not a curated record
UCCCAGCACUCUUUUCAGCCGGGCCUGCUGCCGCCGGUAAAGGCAGCCUCCGAGCUGCGGAGCCAGCCGCUGUAGGAGAUCAUCACUGACGUGGGAAGGUGGCGGCUGCCUGCUUCGCAGCGCCACGCCACGGGCCAUGAGCCGCCUGGGCUCGGUGCAGCAGAAGGUGCCCUGCCUGUUUGUAACUCAGGUGAAGGAGGAGCCUUCGGCCAAGCGUGAGCGCCAGCCCUUUAAAGUGUUGGCCACUGAAACAAUUAACCAGAAGGCAUUAGAUGCAGAUAUAUACAAUGCAAUUCCUACGGAGAAGGUGGAUGGAACUUGCUGUUACGUGACUACAUACAAAGGACAGCCACACCUUUGGGCUCGGCUGGAUAGAAAACCAAACAAGCAAGCUGAAAAAAGGUUUAAACAGUUCCUGUACUCAGCAGACAACUCAAACGGAUUUGCGUGGAAUACUGAAGAGGACUUCAAGUCUGUCCCUGAAUGCUGGAUUCCAGCAAAGGAAAUAGAGUACCGCAAUGGGAAGCCUUUUCCUGAUGAAAAUGGACAUAUUCCAGGUUGGGUACCAGUAGAGAAAAUCAACAGACAAUAUUGCUGGCAUACUUCUGUUGUUGACUAUGAAUCUGAAUUAGCUCUUGUACUGAGGCAGCACGCUGACAAACCUGGUCUUCUAGAAAUCAGCCCAGAGCCCUUAUCCAGCUUUUCUGAGCAAACGUUGGAGCUUAUUGGAACAAACAUUAAUGCAAACCCAUAUGGUUUGGGAAGCAAGAAGCAUCCUAUACACCUCCUUGUACCACAUGGAACUUUUCAGAUUAAAAAUGCUCCUGCAUUGAAUCAUGACGACAUAUUGUCUUGGUUUGAUGGGUGCAGUGAGGGGAAAAUUGAAGGAAUUGUAUGGCAUUGCAAUGAUGGAUAUUUAAUCAAGCUUCAUCGGCAUCAUCUUGGCUUGCGUUGGCCAAUUGCAGACUCGUACUUGGUUUCUAAACCAGUUGUUGUUACCUUCAGUGGAGCCAAAUAUGACUAUAACUUUGAACCAAAGACACUUUUUCAUUAUUUUUCAAAGCUGGAAGGACAAAGAUUCAGUAGUCUCAGAGAUAUAACAUCUGAUCUGUGACAAGAUUUGUUUUUUUAAAGAAGACCUGCGUAGUAUAUCUUAUUGAGCACCUUUACUGUUGUUCCUUUCAGGCCAAAGUGGCUAUGUGUGAAACACACUUAUUGAAGCAUUGAGGCCUAGGUAUUGGGACUACCAUGUGUUUUAUAUUUUAAUCACUGUACAGCUACUUCUAGGGAUGUCAUGCACAUUUGGGGAGGGUGGGGAACAGGCACUUUAAAAGGAGGAAGGCAGGCCUUACCUACCCCUCCAUUGCUCCGCUGCCGCCCCCACCCCCGAACAGCACUGUUUGUAUUUAGCAGUCGGGUGCUCUGUUUGCCGAUUGUAUCUUUUUGGGAACAGGUAGUUCCCUGUUCCCAGCAGCCUUUGGGCAGCGUUGGGAAGGAAAUGGUGUCUGAGUAUGUGUAGAUGCCAUUGGCUCAGGUCAUGCAGAUGGACAGUGCACAUACGUGGUGGCAUCCUAAAUGGCCACUGCCAGCGCAAAGUGGCCCUUUGGUCUAAAAACCUGGCCAUUUUUAGACCUGGGAAGAGGGAACUACUGGAAGGAACCCCCCCCCCCCCGCCCGAGGUGGUGAGUUCUAAAAAAGCAAAAAACAAAAAACCAAACCCUUAACACUAGAACCCUUGGACCAGCUCAAAUUCGAGCCAAACUGGGUGGUUUGUUCGGGCGGGCAGGAGGGCAUGCCUGGUUCUGUUAGUCUGGUUCAGAUUUGAACCGAACCAGGCAUACAGGUUUUGUGCACAACCAUAUCAAUUACUACAAUAUAAAUUGUUGUAGUAUAUCAAUUUGUACAGAUAAGUUUAUUUUAGCAACAUAAGCAAUAGAAUAUUUAAAGUUUAGAAAUAAGAGGAAUGACAGUUUUCUCUUUUGUAAUUUCAUUCUCAAAAGAUUGUCUACCAGAAUGUUUUGCUGUCUGAAGUUCCAUAGAAGUUUAAGGGGUUUGGCCUAACCUGGGCUUUUCAGGAUUGGAGCAUUAUAUGUUAGCCCAGUAGUAUCACGGCAGCUUAUGAUGUUACAUUUUGUAUUCUGCUGUAUCUAUACACAAUAAUUACAUAGUAUGUCACUUGUGAAGGGUGCAUGUGUGUAAUUAAUACACAGCACUGGAAAAGCCUGAGCCUUUUCUUCUGUUUAUAAAUAUGUGAAGUCCUACAACUGAGUUACAUCCAUCCAUAUCUUUUGUACAGCAUGUUGGGAUUAGAAUACAAGAUGCAGUAUAAUAUGCCAUCCCUAGUUCUGACAUGCAACACAGCACUACUUGCUUAAAUAAGGUUUGUUGUUUCUACAUGGGGACUUGGCUGAUCUUGGCCUGCAAUUUGAUCUUAUUCAUGAAUACAAAAAUAAUUAGAACUUGUUUAAUGAAUCUGGAAAUGUUUUAUUAGACAAGGCUGAUAUUGCAUAGCUGACAGCUUAAGUGUUUGAAACAGGGCAAACAAGUGUAAAACUACUGUUUGAAUGAUUGAAUGGUGAACAUGCAUAGAAAAAUAAAUAACUGUAAAGUU